Molecule: messenger RNA, 2002 nt
Organism: Stylophora pistillata
Lineage: Eukaryota; Metazoa; Cnidaria; Anthozoa; Scleractinia; Pocilloporidae
Source: RefSeq, a predicted model, not a curated record
UUCUCAAGAUGUCUCGUUUCACUUUCAUUCUACAGCUAUACAUUUUCUUAAUUCCUUCAGCGGAUAUGACUCAAAUUGGUAUGGACUUAAACAUAUCGGUUGUGGCUCCAAUUGUAUUGGACCAGCUUCAUUAUAAUAUCCAGCAUUUAGACAGUUCAUCUCAAAACGAGCCGAAAACUUCCACAACACCUGGUGAGUUUUCCAGCUCACCUACAACCCCGCAAACAGUCCCCAAGAGACCAAAUGGUGAUACAUUUAAGACAAUCGCGGCCCUUCCAACAGUAGCAAGUACUGCUUCAUCGUCAGCCUUUGGCUUUGAUGAUUGUCGUAUUUUGAAAUUCAACCCAGAAUUGAAAGAUUUUUCUCUGCAAGGUUUCGUUAUCAAGAGCGUGGAGGUACAAAGAGAAAGUGAAUGUAAAGUGAGGUGCUUUCAGGAAAACAACUGUUUGUCUUUCAACAUUGGUCUCUGGGAGGAAAAUGGAGCUUACCUGUGUGAACUGAGUGAUUCUGAUCAUGCGACGCAUUCUGGGGCGCUCAAGCCAAGAAAUGGCUUCAUCUAUCACUCAACCGAGAACGCCUGUGCGAAGAAUCCCUGUCCUCUACAUCACUCCUGUCAAAAUGGCUUUACGGAUAAAGGCUACCGGUGUGUAGCACUUGCCAAUUCAACCCCAAACGAGCCGGAAACCUUCACAGCAUCUAGCGAGUUUCCAAGUAAAACUCCAAGACAGGCAAACUCCUCCACAAUACCAAGUGAGUUUUCCAGCUCACCUGUAGCUCCGCCAACAAUCUCCACGAGGCCAAGUGGUAAUACUGCUAAGUCAAUCUCGGCCCUACCCACAGUAUCAAGUACUGCUUCAACGUCUGAUCAUGAAUAGUAAUGAUAUUAAUAACAGUAACAACAAUAACAUCAACAAUAAUGAUAACUGAGACGGGAAAUUAAACCAUAGGGAUUAUAACAUCAUCUGCCCACUAGUGAUCACUUUGAACUGUAUGAGUUUAUGAAGGAGUAAACUUGUCUGUUGUAAGAACAACCAAACAGUCCAAAAGGCCAUUCAGCAGGCCGGGGAGAUCAGUUUGUAAAUAAUUCCAACAAAAGAAAAGAAGGAAUUUCAGCCCAAAGCAGGGAACACUGUUGGCGAAUUAAAUUGUAAAUUUAUCAUAAUAUGAUGUUUAUGAGCAAAUUAGGUUACCAAUGAUAACGGCAUUUGUGCCCACAACUAACAAGAUUAUGAAUUGGUAAGAUAAUCAGGAAAUUGCAUAUAAAAACUACGCAGCUACUUUUGAAAUAUAAUGAACUUGCUCACUAGCUUUACGCAUGCGCUUUAGAAGUCGCAUUAAACUUUCUUCCUGUAAAUUACAUACAGAUAUCUAUGCAUCAUACUAACAUCAUUGAUAUUGGUAAUAAUUAUUACAUCAGCUGGCAUGAGAAGUUUUAUAUGCACUUUGUGUUGAAGUGUUUAGAAAGAAAAAGGUUAUUGCCACUAAACCACGAUGGAUCUCUGAAAACAUCAAAAGAACCCUCUUCUGUUUCUACUACAAAGUAAGAGAGAGCUUUUCAGCUGUAAUAAUGCCCCAUUUUUACUUGUUAAAAACUCGCUCUUGCUGUAGCAUUUCUGAAAAUUGUUCAUUAUCCCUUGUGAAACGGGUCAGGAGGGAAUGGGCUGUCGGAUUAUGCAACCUUGGUUCAUAAUACUUCAAGCACUCGGUAUUUUUACGCUAAGGGUUAAUACGUGUAAAUAUUGCUUUGUUUAUGCAAAUUAAUAGAGCCGGCACGAUGUGUAAGUUGGACAGAAUCUGCUAACUUAUAACCAUCAUCUGACAUUUAUUUUAAAGAUGAGAUUGAUUGAUUGUAAAAUAUCUUAAAACCUUAGAACGAUCAUCUGACACUUAUUCAAAUGAUACGAUUGUUUGAUUGUAAAAUAUCUUAAAAGCAUAGAACCAUUAUCCUUGGGCAUAGGGUAAAAUAUGGCCUAAUGGACCGGACUGGGCUAUUUUUUUGGAU